This is a messenger RNA of Drosophila elegans, 789 nucleotides long. It is a transcript of the gene Ak6, whose product is annotated as adenylate kinase isoenzyme 6 homolog. Gene Ontology annotation, molecular function: ATP binding; ATP hydrolysis activity; AMP kinase activity. The record is from RefSeq and is a predicted model, not a curated record. Bases 148 to 675 code for a protein of 175 amino acids. Gene Ontology annotation, cellular component: cytoplasm; nucleus. Lineage: Eukaryota; Metazoa; Arthropoda; Insecta; Diptera; Drosophilidae. The transcript has 3 exons.
CAAGUUGGCAGUACAAUGUCUCAGAAUAAGAAAAUAUAAACAAUUUCAUGUGCCUCACGUGUUGAACUUUAACAAGCAAAACAAUAGUGCUAUCCACAAUUAUUCUGCUCUAUUGCACAAACAUAAUCUUAACAAUAAGUAGAAGAUAUGUCGGAGCUAUCGCCUGAUGCCAAACCAAAUAUAUUAAUAACCGGCACUCCUGGUGCUGGCAAAUCGUACUUAUGCGAACGUCUGGCCUCCCAACUAAAGUUUGACUGGUUGGACUGUUCCAAAAUCGCCAAGGAAAACGAUUUUGUGGAGGAAUACGAUGAGGAGUACGACUGCCCCGUUUUGGACGAAGAAAAGCUGAUGGACCACUUGGAACCCCUGAUGACCAAGGGCGGCAACAUCGUGGAAUACCAUGGCUGUGAUUUCUUUCCAGAACGCUGGUUCCAAGCCGUUUUCGUGGUCACCUGUCCCAAUAAGACGCUCUACGAUCGUCUAAAAGAACGUAACUACAACGAAAAGAAGCUCACAUCGAAUGUUCAAUGCGAAAUCUUUGGAACCAUUUUGGAAGAGGCCCGAGAUUCCUACAAAUCAGAUAUUGUCUUCCAACUCAAGGGCGAAACGAAAGCCGAUGCCCAUAUGAGUCUGAAAACUGUGAAAAACUGGUAUCGUAUGUGGAAAAGAAAAUAAAAGUAGGAUUAGUCAGUUUAUUAUAUAAUCUAAUGUAGAAAACUUAAACAUUUGUAUGUAAAUUUACUAUUAUUUACAACAAACAGCGUGUAUAAAAUCGAAAUCUUAAAUCUA